Molecule: messenger RNA, 960 nt
Organism: Phytomonas sp. EM1
Lineage: Eukaryota; Euglenozoa; Kinetoplastea; Trypanosomatida; Trypanosomatidae
Source: the annotation of a GenBank genome assembly
GUUUCAAAGAUGUCAGCGGUUCAUCAGCCCCCGAAAGUUUGGGAUGCGCGCUAUUUGAAUCCCGCCGUGCCGCAUGAUGCGAAGUACUAUUUAAAUUGCGUUGGUGGGGGUAUCUUCGCCUGUGGCCUAACCCACACCGCCGUCUGCCCGCUUGAUGUGGUGAAGUGUAACAUGCAGGUCUGCCCUGAGAAGUACAAAUCGCUUCCUCAAGGCAUGCGGUUGAUGAUGCAGGAGCAGGGUCUCGGCAGUGCGGGCCUGUUCAGGGGCUGGAUUCCAACGCUGCUAGGCUACUCGGCUCAGGGAGCCUUAAAGUUUGGCUGCUAUGAAAUGUUCAAGGACUUGUACUCAAAUAUGGCAGGUGAGGAGCUCACGAAGAGCUGCACUGGCUUGAUCUGGCUGGCGGGUUCCGCCUCUGCGGAGUUCGUCGCCGAUAUCUUCCUUUGCCCCUUCGAGAUGGUGAAGGUUAAGGUUCAGACGUCUCCCAAGGGAACAUUCCCCACCGCCACGCUCUCGGCCAUUUGUAAGAUGAAGUCGGACAAAACCAGUGGCUUCCCGUUCAAGUCUCUGGUACCACUAUGGGGCCGUCAAAUCCCCUACACGAUGGCGAAGUUUUUCUUCUUUGAGAAGGUGGUGCGCAGCUUCUACAAGUACGUCUUUACGGGUCCGCGUGAUGAGUACAGCAAGGCCACGCAGCUGAGCAUCACGUUCAUGUCAGGCUACAUCGCUGGUAUCAUCUGCGCGAUCGUAUCUCACCCCGCUGAUUCCUUGGUUUCGGCCCGCGGCAAGGCCAGCAACGCUGGAAAGACGUACGGCCAGAUCGCAAGGGAGGCGGGAUACAAGAACAUCUGCACUAAGGGCUUGGGCACGCGUAUUCUGAUGAUCGGCACGUUAACUGGUCUGCAGUGGUGGAUCUAUGACAGCUACAAGACCACCCUCGGCAUGGGUACUAGCGGUCACUAG